Messenger RNA from Impatiens glandulifera, 1146 nucleotides. Its product is annotated as GDSL esterase/lipase At2g23540-like. The record is from RefSeq and is a predicted model, not a curated record. The transcript is spliced from 4 exons. Lineage: Eukaryota; Viridiplantae; Streptophyta; Magnoliopsida; Ericales; Balsaminaceae. The coding region runs from base 1 to 1134 and encodes 377 amino acids. Gene Ontology annotation, molecular function: hydrolase activity, acting on ester bonds.
AUGACCAUGCAAAUCUCCAUCCUGGCUCUUCUAGUAUUCUUAUUAACCCUAACCCGUCAUCAACAUUGUAAAAGCCAAGUAGUAGUAACAGACAAUGACUUGAAAUAUGGAGCUUCAUACAUCUUCGGCGAUUCACUAGUCGAUGCAGGCAACAACAAUUAUCUCUCCACUCUUUCCAAAGCCAAUAUCCCUCCAAAUGGAAUCGAUUUCAAACCAGCCGGCGGAAACCCUACUGGACGUUACACCAACGGCAAAACUAUCGGAGAUAUCAUCGGAGAAUCGCUAGGGCAACCACAUUUCGCGGUGCCGUAUCUAGCACCGAAUACUACCGGAAAAGCUCUAUUAUACGGAGUGAAUUAUGCUUCUGGAGGUGGUGGGAUUAUGAAUGCAACUGGAAGAAUAUUCAUCAAUAGACUUUCAAUGGAUAUUCAAGUGGAUUAUUUCAAUAUUACGAGACAACAGAUCGACAAAUUGUUGGGUGCAUCUAGGGCUAAGGAUUACAUCAUGAAGAAAUCUAUCUUCUCGAUCACAAUUGGAUCAAAUGAUUUUCUCAACAAUUAUCUUCUUCCUGUUCUUUCCAUUGGAGCUAGAAUUUCAGAAACUCCAGAUGGGUUCAUUGAUGAUCUUAUCAAUCAUCUCAGAGAUCAACUCAUGAGAUUGUAUAAACUCGAUGCAAGGAAGUUCAUAAUCGGAAACGUUGGACCAAUUGGUUGUAUUCCAUACCAAAAAACAAUAAACCAGUUGAAGGAAAACCAAUGUGUUGAAUUACCAAACAAGUUGGCAAUUCAAUAUAAUGUAAGAUUGAAAAACUUGUUAAAGGAAAUGAAUGGAAAGAUGGCUGGAGCCAUGUUUGUUCAUGCAGAUGUGUAUUCUCUAGUGAUGGAACUCAUCACAAACUAUGCUAAAUAUGGUUUCACUACUUCUAGUAGAGCAUGUUGUGGAAAUGGAGGCCAAUUUGCUGGCAUUGUUCCUUGUGGACCGACAUCUAGCAUAUGCUCCGAUCGGAACAAACAUGUGUUUUGGGAUCCUUAUCAUCCGAGCGAAGCUGCUAAUAUUAUUAUUUCUAAGCAAUUGCUUCAAGGUGACCCGAAAUAUGUGUCGCCCAUAUCUCUUCAGAAGCUACGAGAUCUUUGAUUUCUUUCGCAA